AUAACAUUUGGGUUGUUAUGACACAAAAAAAAUAAAAGAAAAAAACUAAGUCUUAAUAAUAUUCAUUUUUAUAUAUCGAUUACGCGUUGGUGUAGAUUGAGAAACUUGUGUCGCGUAUUGCUAUUCGGUCGCCAUUACAUAUCGCUUUGCAAGUAUUAAUUUCAUAAAUGAUUGCUUUUGUGAAAGAGAUUCCUAGUGUCAUAUAAAUCGCGGGUCAAUAUAAAAUUCUCCGUAACAAAAACAAAAGAAUAACAAGUUUUUUAAAAGAUGGCACCGCCUAGACGUAUACUAAAACAACAAUUGGAAUUAUUGUUAAAUUUUCUUGAAGAGAAUAAAGAAAUGUCAAAAGGUUUAAUACCUGGAACUCCGGUUUCCCAUCAAGAGACGCGGCAAAAAUGGACUACCUUAGCUAAAAGACUGAAUGCUGUGCAAGGAGGUGCUUUAAAGACACCGGAUGGAUGGAAAAAGUACUGGUUUGAGUGGAGGCACAAAUGUAGAAAAAAAGCCAGAAGAAAAUACCAAAAUGAUGCCAAUGGUGGCUCCGUGAAGAUAGUGCCAUUUAAUGAGUUAGAAGUGAGAGCUCUAGAGCUCAGUGGAGGAGGAACAAUAGCACCAGCUGUUAGUACAUCAAAAAUAGAAAAUGAAGAUGAUGAUUCAGACUCGGUGCCACUCGAGAGCAUUAAAACACAAUCCACACCAGUGAUAGUUAAAGUUAGACAGCUUUCCAGAACAUCAACAGAUGAAAACAUACAUUCAGAAUCACCUCCUCCGAGAUGGGCGCUGGACAUAGAAGAGAGGCGAAUAGCGGCAGAGGAGCGCAUGGCGGAGGCUCUUGAAUCUAUAGCUUCUGUGAUGCGGAUACAAGAAGAAAGAAGGGCGAUGUUAGAGGAGAGAUUAGCUGAAGCAUUGACUGAAGUAGCGGGCAGUGUCCAAGAUCUCAAUGGCAGGGUGCAAGAGGCUGUGGAUCACUUACAAAAAAUAUACCCCGUGCAAUCAAAUGGCCCAGAUAUUAAAAAAGUAUUUAUGUAGAUUAGAUUAUAGGUGCUAUAAUAAUUAUUUAUUGGGAUUCAAAUGUAAUAUGCCUUUCAGGCUAGUUUUUAUUACAAUUUAAAAUAAUGCAAAAUGUUUUUAUGACCUGCAUUUAUUGUAUUAUUGUAAAUAUACUUAUUAAGAAAUAUUUUAGUAUCAGAAAUAUAUGCGAUGAUUUAGUGAUAACAAAA
Manduca sexta (tobacco hornworm) is the source of this 1220-nucleotide messenger RNA. RefSeq lists its product as uncharacterized. Lineage: Eukaryota; Metazoa; Arthropoda; Insecta; Lepidoptera; Sphingidae. The coding region runs from base 268 to 1029 and encodes 253 amino acids. The transcript has 4 exons. The record is from RefSeq and is a predicted model, not a curated record.